AUGGAAUCAUCUUUAGUAUUAGUGUGUGAACAGGCUGAACAGUCACAAGAAAUUCUUUACCAAGGACUUCUUAGUUUUCUUCACAGAAUGGCAAGGCUAUGGAUUCAUAUCGAGAAAAAGCCAAGAGCUGAAAAAUUUUGUAUUGCGAGGGGAAAUCCAGAACUUGACGAAAUUGACUUAAAUGAUAUCAGCUCUCAACUUAUCCUCUUGUUGUGCGUUAUCCCUUAUCUGACUCUCAAGUUAUUGUUUGCUGCAAUUUAUUCAUAUCAUUGUUCAAAGAAAUUUAUUUACACAACAGUGGUCUUUGUCAAAAUAAAAGAAAAUCAAAGAGAUAGAGAUCAAGAACGAGUUUGCCUUAAUAAAAUAGUAGGAAAAAUUACAUCUUUAGAAGGCAGUGAUGAACACGCAAUUAGUCUUUCUAUUCGAAUUAGUGGUGAAGUUCUCAAGAAAUUUUUGCAUCAGGAGGGAUCUUUUAUAGCCGAUGUUCGUAAAUUUAAAAUAGACCUGGAUCCUUCAAUUACUAGAGAGGAGUUCAAAUUACUUAUUGAUGAACUUGAGAAAAAGAGUUGUACUUUUAAAUCUGUUGUUCGUAAUGAAUCAACCUGCCGAGAGUUCAUUUCUGCUUUUAUGACUACAGCUAUAAAACAUGUUCAAUCAAUAGAAGAAAGACUUGAGCUCAAAGCUGAAGAGUGGCUUGAUAGAACCUAUGACUAUAAACCCACUGACUAUGCUAUUUACGUUGAGAGUAUAAUUGCAUUAGUUGCAGAAGUUAAGAAAGAAGAUUUCGAGAAAGGAGCCGCCUAG
Messenger RNA from Funneliformis caledonium, 804 nucleotides. The record is from the annotation of a GenBank genome assembly. NCBI's taxonomy places the organism in Eukaryota, Fungi, Glomeromycota, Glomeromycetes, Glomerales, Glomeraceae.